UCUCAAGCCAAACUUUUUGCAGACGAUCAUAUCCUCUUCCAUUAUGCGUAGAUAUUAUUGUAAAGCUGAUCAAAGCCAGAGUUAUAGUCGCCGUCGUAACAGGCUGCAAAAGACUUACGAUAAUUUACCACAGCAGUCACAAUUAAACCAACCAACGCAUUUUUCAAAUAAUAUUUUGGCUUACGCGCAUACCGAAAAGUAUCGUCAAACCCUACCUCAAAGAGAUACUAAAUUUAAUAGACAUACCGUCAUCGAGGACAAUUGUUAUGACAGAUCCGACGAUUAUUUUGACAUUGUUAUGCAUAGUGAUGAUGCUAUGGUUGAAGAUGUAUCUAAUAAUGAAUAUUUUUACGAGAAUGAACGCAUUGACUCAGAUGGGGAUGAGAGCAAAGUUGUCGAAGAACCGUUGGAUACGUUUGAAGAAUGUAGUGGACAAUACGGUCCAUAUUUCCCCAACUUUACUGCAGCAAUGUUCUUUACAUGGGUGACAAAACAUAUGAUAUCGACUGCUGCAUAUAACGACCUUGUGACGAUUUUACGACAUCCGGAGUUUAAUCCUAGUGACAUUGUGGGUAAUAUACGAAGAUUACGACAAUGGAGAACCCGGUUACCACUACCGAAGAUAUACAGUCACGAUAUUGCAAUAAAACCAAAGGAUACCCCAUCAACUAGCGUGCUAACCAAACCGGCGUAUAUGGUAUCAGUGAAAGAUAUAAUUCAAAAAUGUCUUGAUAAUCCCAAAAUAUAUUCGAAAAUGUACUUCGGUAGUGGUGUUGAGAAAAGUAAAAAGAGUGAAUUUUGGCAUGGGGAGAUUUGGAAGGAGUCGCCAUUUUUCGGUAAAAAUAUGUUGAAAAUUAAUAGAAGUGUUUAUCAUAGUGGGGAGUGUAUUUAUUAUCAAAAAGAAGGCAGCAGAAAUCUUGCCCGGAUUCGAGCAAUCAUUAAAACUGAGGCGGGUGAAGAAUGUCUCAAAGUGGACAGGCUUUUGACAUAUGAAAAACUCCCCAAACGUUUCUACAGUGCAGAGCGAGAGUGUAACCAAGCCACAUCCCAAUGGCUUUUAGAAGGAUUUCCGGUUAUUGUACAGCAACACGAAGUAGUAGCACAUGCAGCCGUUUGGUUUAAAGAUAGUACAACACCUAUCGAAUACGAUUAUGAAGUCGGAGAAAUUAUUUACAAAAUUUACAAUUCUUGGAAAAUCCGAUCGAUUUCUCAAAGACACCAGCUGCCCGCCGAAUAUAUACCCCAAAUUGUAACAUUACCAGAGUUUCCAGUUCUGAAGCUUUUUAUAGACUUAUAUGCUGAUGAGUUUGGGGCUUAUCAGCUCUCCAACACGGUAUCUUUAUGUCAACAAAGCAUGGACAGUUUUGAUUUGCCACAGGGGAACGAUUUUGCAAGGGUGAAGAGACAUGGAGCAAAUCAUGGGUGCCGUACUUGCAUGGCAGAUCAGACGCACCUUACAGAUUCUAAGUAUGACUACAUUGCCAAUGCACGAUUCAAUCAAGAAACUGAACAAAAGAUUGAACAGCUGGAGGAUCUGUCUACCUCACUAGCACGAGAGCGAUGGUCCACAGAGCAUGGCCUUAUGCUAAAACCAGGACCCUUAGAUACGUUGAUAUGGGAUCGUCACAAACAAACGCCCCAAGACGCAUACCAUUCUAUGGCUGGGAAGACACUGAAGCUUCUGGAUGUAACCAUGAAUUUAUUCAGUAAUGGUGGACAAGAACAGUGGCUAUAUCAUUGGAAGCGCAUAGAAAAACCCACAAAAUGGUCAGCAUUGCCGAAUCCUUUAACUCAUCUACAUAGUUUCUCGUUCAGUGAUGUCUUAAACAUUGCAAUGCUGGUGCCAUUUAUAUUACGGCGAUUUCUAGCACCUGCCCAUUUAAAAAGCCAUAUUCGUUGUGAACUUAAAAGGCGUUUGGGCUUGCAACGAGACAGCCAUGUAAUUAACAAUAUAAUCAAGUGUUGGGUAAUUGUUGCAAAGUCGCUAAAAAUGGUGUUCUCGAGCUGCUUCACUGAGCUUGACUACGAUGCUUUACAAUCGACUCUGAACGAAGAACGAGAAAUCUUGGUAGAGAUGUUUCCUGAUACGUUUAAGAAUCUUCCGAAC
Molecule: messenger RNA, 2107 nt
Organism: Paraglomus occultum
Lineage: Eukaryota; Fungi; Glomeromycota; Glomeromycetes; Paraglomerales; Paraglomeraceae
Source: the annotation of a GenBank genome assembly